AUGUCGGCAACUGAACAGAAGCCCAAGGUGAAGCUCUACUGGCUGGAGCAGUCGAGAGCCCAGAACAUCCUGUGGCUCCUCGAGGAGCUCAAGAUUGACUAUGAAAUCGAAGUAUUCCACAGGAAUAAGCAGACGCUCUUGGCGCCUCCCGAACUGGCAAAGGUUCACCCCUUGGGCAAGUCGCCCGUGAUUGAGAUAUUCCCGACCGGCUCUGGCGAGUCCAUCAAGCUGGCCGAGAGUGGCUACAUGACGCAGUACUUGUGCGAGCACUUUGGCCAGAACACCAACCUCAUCCCCAAGAAGUGGAAGGACGGCCAGGAGGGCAAGAUUGGCGGCGAGACCGAGGAGUACUCGAGGUGCCAGUACCUGCUUCACUACAUUGAGGGCAGUCUGCUCCCGGUCCUCACCUUGUCCCUAGUCAUUGGAGCCCUGAAAUCCGACAACGUGCCCUUCCUCGUCCGGCCCAUCACGUCGGUGGUGGCCAACCGGAUCUACAGCAUGAUGGUCUUCCCCAACGCCAAGAAGCACAUGGCCAUGAUUGACCAGAUGCUCGAGACGUCGCCCAACGGCGGAAAGUACAUUUGCGGCGAGCACCUCUCGGCCGCCGACAUCCUCCUCAGCUUUGCGCUCAUCGCGGCGCAGCCCCGCUUCGACGGUCUGGGGAGCUGGCCCGGCGGUUCUGCCAAGGCGGCGCAUCCCCGUGUGUUUGAGUACAUUGAGAGGCUCAAGAAGGAGCCCGGGUACGAGAGAUCGGCGCAGAAGAUUCGCGAGAUUGACGGCAAGUUUGAGGCUACAAUCUCCAAGAUGUAA
Messenger RNA from Colletotrichum fioriniae, 810 nucleotides. Its product is annotated as bifunctional glutathione transferase/peroxidase. NCBI's taxonomy places the organism in Eukaryota, Fungi, Ascomycota, Sordariomycetes, Glomerellales, Glomerellaceae. The record is from RefSeq and is a predicted model, not a curated record.